CAAAAUAAAUAAACAACCCUACAAUGUCUACAAGAUUCCCGUGAUACCUAAACACCGUUAAGACCCAAAAUGUCAAAAUGUAAGAAAGCAAAAAACCCUUGCAAGAUUUGUCUACAAUCUGUGACCCCCAAGACGGGGCUACAAUGUCAAGGCGCUUGCGAAGCUUGGGCACAUUACGCCUGCUUAAACUACACACCUGGACGCGUCGUCGAUAUCCGAAAAAACCAGAUUACUGUGACCUGUCCAUGUCCGGAUUGCAAGACUUCUGUGCCAAAGGAAUUUCAAACUAACACACCUUACACAUGCAAUAAUAUAGCGUGUCCCGCGAAUCAUCCUCCGGCUUGCGAUGGCCCAGAAUGUCAAGCUAAUACUGCUACGAAAGGGAAACCAAUACCUGUAGCACCACCAGGUACUUUAACGCAAUGUGGGCCAGAUUGUCAGGAGUACAGCGGUUGCCGCAAGUAUGUCGCUUCAACGGUAAGUGCAAACAGAUUGAAAGAAGAGAAAGAGAAGCAGAUAAUUGAGAAAACAAGAAUCAGACAAGAGAGGAUAAGAAUGGAGAACAUGUCCAAAUCGCUCAGCCGAGGGUCCAGUGGGCGCGCAAUUGCCGACGGGGGCCUUCUCGGCCCCUACGCAGACGGCGGCUAUAACGAUGAGUGUCCUCCGACGGAGCAAGAAUGCAAUGUACAAGAAUUAAUCGGAAAUAUUGGACAAUUGUCCGAACAAAUACACGAACUCAUGAAACACCUCAAAUGCGCGGGCAACAAAGACGUUUGCCAGAAUCUAAGUGAUAAAUGUGCAGAACUGUCUGUGGCCUUGUGUUGGGCGUCUCGGAUGUAUGCUCGUGGCUCCAGUCCCGAUUUGGGAAGAACUUGGGACAAUGGCCGUACGUACUCGAUUAGAACGACGUCAUCUCAAGAUUCUCAUGCUACAGGCAGAGGGUUGCACCUGCAAACUCACUUCAGAAGGCCUGACCCUUUUAACUGUAGGUGCAGUAACAAGAACAGAUGUACAAUCAACGAAACCAAUUCGUGCUACUGCCCUUAGUUACUGCAGCUAUAAAUAGAGUCCCAAAUUUCCGAGGUAAUGGACAACUAACGAACAUUUUGAAUACGUGGCAUACCCAUCUAAUUUCGGGCAUAGAGGGACAGACCGUAGGAGUACAGCAAAACGCUAAUCAUGCUUCUGUCCUGAUAAUUUUGGCACCUAAAUAAUGUCCCAGAUAUGUAAUCCCUAUCCCGAAAGACCACUCACUAUUAUAAGUUUUAUUUUAUUUAAUUCUCUUAUUAUCAUAACUUAUUUUUAUUAUACA
Messenger RNA from Hyposmocoma kahamanoa, 1312 nucleotides. RefSeq lists its product as uncharacterized. Lineage: Eukaryota; Metazoa; Arthropoda; Insecta; Lepidoptera; Cosmopterigidae. The record is from RefSeq and is a predicted model, not a curated record. Bases 70 to 1047 code for a protein of 325 amino acids. The transcript has a single exon.